Molecule: messenger RNA, 972 nt
Organism: Beta vulgaris subsp. vulgaris (sugar beet)
Lineage: Eukaryota; Viridiplantae; Streptophyta; Magnoliopsida; Caryophyllales; Amaranthaceae
Exons: 1
Coding region: 1-972 (323 amino acids)
Molecular function (GO): RNA-DNA hybrid ribonuclease activity; nucleic acid binding
Source: RefSeq, a predicted model, not a curated record
AUGACAUCUGCCAUGGAUACAAAAAAUUUUCGUAUUCUUUGGGGAUUGCGCAUCAUGCUAAAAUGGAAACUUUUCCUCUGGAAAUUGUGGCACAAUGGUAUUGCCACAACCCACAACUUAUACAAUCGUCAGAUUGGAACCUCAAGCGAAUGUCCAAUUUGCUUGGCUGAUAUAGAGGAUACUCAGCAUCUGUUCAGAUGGUGCCCAUUGGCUAUUGAGAUUUGGGAUCGUGUGAGUUUGGGGGUUCAAUCGCCUAGUGGGUCUAACUUGUCGUUUUGUGAUUGGCUAAGUCAUUGGUUAAUUUUUUUCUCUAAAGAGGAUAUUCAUCCUUCUCGGCUUCCGAAGUUUGUGGGAGCUUUGUGGUCAAUCUGGAAGUCCAGAAAUGACCAGGUAUUUCAGACCCAUCGGCCAACGAUUCAGUCGCUUGUCAUCCAACUACAAGAGAGUGAUAAGCAACAUGACAUUUUCUUAGCUCAGACUCACGAUCCUACUCGAAAUCCCCGCGACCCUAAUACUCCGCCGGGAUUUUGCUAUGUUCAAUUGGGGCAGCGACUCUCUGCAGCACGACCAUCAACUGUUCAAAUUGAUGGGUCUUGGGAUAGACGAACCAAUGCAGGAGGAGUCGCCUGGGCUACUACCUUUGACCCUGAUUUCAUACAAGCGCAACAAGGCAGGUUUUUUUUUGCUCUCUCAGCGCUAGCUACUGAAGCUACGACAUGUCUCAACUCAUUGCUCUGGGCGAAGUCUACAAGACAACUCAACAUUAAAAUCUUAACAGAUCCAUCUGUUCUCGUUCAACUUCUUCAAGCUGAGAAUCAUCAAGACAUUUCGCUAAAAUGGACAAUUCUACGAAUUCGAAUAUUGGGUAAAACCUUCACAUCCUGUCAAUUGCAAAAGGUUUACAGGCUACAGGUUUCGAUGGCACAUCAACUGGCCCAAUGGUGUCGGAAGAACCGUAGGGGCGUUGGUUAG